Molecule: messenger RNA, 7118 nt
Organism: Nematostella vectensis (starlet sea anemone)
Lineage: Eukaryota; Metazoa; Cnidaria; Anthozoa; Actiniaria; Edwardsiidae
Product: rho GTPase-activating protein 21-B
Exons: 25
Coding region: 681-6362 (1893 amino acids)
Biological process (GO): signal transduction
Molecular function (GO): protein binding; phospholipid binding
Source: RefSeq, a predicted model, not a curated record
UCACGUGAUCUCCUUUGGCUCUCACGAAAGUAUGUAACUCCACGGAGAUUCGGAUUUGCUAUAUUACUUUGAAGUUUUCUACUCCAUUUUGCCAAGAAACGACGGUUUGGAAUUCACCGAUAAGGCUGUAUGUUACUUAAGCUAGCUGCAUUUUGCUGUGUGGUCCGUUCAAGUAACAUUUGACGAGUUAAUAUUUGGAAUUUGAGGCUUCAUCGACGGAAUGUUAUUUUGAGAGAAAGCGAAUCGCCGAUAAAUUUGGAGUGGUGUGUCCUACGAAGCAUCAAGUCCUGCAACUUUUAUGCCACCAAGACGUCAUGAACGUUUUAGCUAUUUGCCUCUUUGAUUGGAAGCAAGUUGUUUAACUAACGGAACACCAAUUUUGAGGCAAUAGUAAUCAAAUUCAGUGUAAUACAAGUUAAUAGAGCGGGACCAUCAGCAUAAACAUAACAACAGUGCAGCGUGCAAGGGAAAUACUUAUAUCUGAUGUACACUGCUAUAAAUCAACACAUUCCAGCUCCGUUUGUGCACCCUGGAAGCAGUUUUAUUUACAGAUAAUACGCCAUUGGUCAGUGGGGUUAUUAUUUACGAGUUUGUGGGAGCUACUUUAGUGAAUCUCUUGGCAAGCUUUGGAGGUUUUCACGAUGGGCUGACCAACUGAUCGAGUUGCUGCACUGGAAUUUAUGGCUAGCGGGAAGGGCCCAGCAACGGGAUUACAGCUGGCUCCCACUGAUGUUAAUGCAAGCAGUGAGCUCCCUUCCUCAACCAAGAAAAUACUCAUCCAGCGCAUUAACAAUGGAUUUGGGUUUACCUUGCGGCAUUUUGUAGUUUACCCUCCAGAGGUCAUCCGACCCAGCUCCCAGGAAAACCCUUUGCAUGGUGUUGAGAAUGACCAGGUUAGAAGAGGCAAGCCAAUGGACACAGUUUUUGUUCGGCAGGUGGCUCCCAAUGGCCCUGCUGAUAAAGCAGGCCUGUCUUCAGGGGAUCAGAUUGUGUCAGUGAAUGGUAAUCAAGUUCUUAACAGAACUUAUUCACAAGUCAUUGAGCUGAUCCAAAAGAGUGUGGAACAAGUGGAAUUAGGAGUCAUACCCAAAGAAGACUGUGUCCUUGAAAUGGUCAGCCCAAAGAAAACAAUCACACCUGCUCAAGUAAAGCCAAGUCCACCACCAACCAAGCCUAAGCCUGCUCGAUCUGGAUCAGUAGAUCAUGGAACCCCUUCUCCCGGCAAAGUAACAUCCACUGUGAUAAUAGCACCAACACCCAGCCCUGAUGCUCAAUGGAAGAACACUUCGGUUACACUAAAGUUGACCGACACAUCUGUUGACAGCCAUGUAACACCAACUAGUGAAACCCACGUGAGUCGUCGGGGCUCUAUUGAUAGAUCAGCUCAAGAGCACAGAAACUUUGUCAUCUCGGAUAACAGCAAUGAGGAUACAAAUAAUAACAAAAAACAUUCUCCAAGCCCUGGACAACAUGGGUCAAUGGAUGGAACAUUUUUCUAUGCUGCAACUGACUACACUGGCAAGGCCAAAGCUUUGCACUUUCAAAGAGGAGCAACCUCCGGGGAUAAUCUAACUGUUAUUGAUGACCCUAAAUCCAAGGGUCGGUCCCGAUCUCUUCCAGCUGUAGAGAUGAAGGGUUUUCAAGGUUGGCAAGAAAGUAGGAGAAGAAAAUAUGAAGCAGCCUUACAAAAUGGGUUAAAAACAGAUCAAAAUACACUGCAGAUACACAUAGGAGGGAAUCACAAUAAAAGCGAUAACAGUAUUUCCAAUUUUUCUAUUUCUUCUCCAAGGACAGUUGCAUUAGAUAGCUCUUCCACUAUGAAUGUCAGUCCCAACUCUGACUCUAGCUCGCGUCAACCUGUUGCUUCAGAUCCCAAUCAUCGACGAAUGAGUGGGGAGGAGUCAACAUCAUACUUGAUCAGGACAAUAGCUUCUCACAUGAACCAGGAACGGAAUACAAAUCUAAAAUCUUCUACAAUGGAGGCAACACUAUUGGAGAGUCAGCCUACACGUCGAAACUCUGACCAUGCCAUCAGGACUUAUGACCAGCUGCCAUUAUCACGGCAGAGUGGUAGCAGUGAGCACCUUUCCUACUCAAACCAAGUCUCCAUCUACCCUAACCAAACCCAUCUUGAGAAUUCUUCCUACAGUGAGAGCCAUCAUAUGAGACUGGAGACUCCUACUGUACAAGGCAGAAAGUCUGAACAAUCAUCCAGUCCACGGCAACGUCGGACUUCUUACCUUAUGGCCACAGGGUCAGCUCCUACAUCACCCACCUCCAAAUUACCCCCAAGAGGUGGUAGUACUAAAAAGGUUAAACCCACUCUGUCAUCAGCAUUGUCCUCUAGUUUUAUUACCCCAAUGAUGGUACAUGUGUCUACUGGUAACAAUGGUGGCCAGGAAGAGAGGGGGGAAGAUUUCCUGGAAAAUGAUGAGAUUUUCAUGGAGGGUGAGCAUGACGAUGAUUCCCUUGCACCUCGGCUUGGCCGACGGGUGUCUUAUGUGAUGGCAACCUCAACCCCAUCCUCCCCGACCACCCUGACGCUUGAAGGCAUGAAGGAAGAGGAGGACGAGCACACCAUUGGAAAUAUGGAGAUCUCAAAAGAGGGAUUGCUGUGGAAGAAACUGGCUGUUGCAGGUGGAGGAAAGCGCUCAAGUGUACGUUCUUGGAAACCUGUCUAUACUGUCCUCAAAGGUCAUGUGAUGUAUUUCCACAAAGACAAGGAAUCAGCACACCAUGGUGAUGGCUUUGAGGAGUCCCAGCCAAUCAGUAUCAAGUCCAGUAUCGUUGAUAUUGCAUAUGACUACACCAAAAGAAAGAACGUCUUUAGGAUGACAACCUAUAAUGGUUCAGAGUUUCUGUUCCAGGCUGAAGACCACGAAUCAAUGAUGACUUGGAUUGCUGCCAUUCAAGCCAAUAAUAAUCCUGAUGAAGAUAAAUCAGGUGUUACCAGUCAAAGUCUUAUUAUCAGAAGGAUGAGAACAGUAGAACAAGAAACAGGGCCAAGCAACAACCAGACACCAACAUCUCAAAAGCUGACACCAGCUGGCGGGGCCAAGAUGCCAAACUUCUCAAACCUCAAGAAAAGUCUUUCUUUUAAAAACAUCUCUGGCAGCCAAAAAGGUGAUGGAACAAAGAAUCAUCAGUGGCACAAAGGACACAAGAAAAGGAAAAAGCCUCCAUCUGCAGCAGGGUCUAAUUACACUCCUGGUCACACGAUAGGUGUCCCACUUGAAAUGUGCCCUUGCUCAAAAUCUAAUAAGUUUGUUCCAAUCCUGGUUGAGCACUGCUGUGAUGUAGUCGGUACGAAGGGCAUUGAGGCAGUUGGAGUUUACAGGGUGCCUGGAAAUUCAGCUGCUGUGGGUGCACUAAGCGAAGAGCUGAACGAGAAAGGGGCGGAAAACAUCAACUUUCAAGAAGAGAAAUGGCACGAUGUGAACAAUAUUACAAGUUUGUUGAAGCAAUUCCUGCGAAAGCUGCCAGAAGGGCUGGUUACCGCAGAGCUCUAUGAAAGCUUUAUUGAGGCAAACCGCAAAGACGACCCUGUUGAAAGAAUGGGUGCCCUGAAGAUGCUGAUCAACGAGUUACCUGAUCAUAAUUACGAAACGCUGCGUCACCUCCUAACCCACUUAAAGCAUGUAGCGGAGCAUGCAGACACCAACAAGAUGGAGGCUCGUAAUCUCGCCAUCGUGUUUGGCCCCACGUUAGUACGGACAGGGGAAGACACUAUGAUGUCUAUGGUCAAGGACAUGUCUGACCAAUGUCGUAUAGUGGAGACCAUUCUUACCCAUAACGAGUGGUUCUUUGAGGGCUCGGAAGGAGAGGACGCUCCACCUUCAAAGCCUCCCCUGGAUGCUACGGAUAACUCUGCAGAUCAGUUCGUCUCACUGAGUGUGUUGUCAUCUCUCGGACAAGCUGCCGGGAGCUUCAAUGAAGAAGGAAACAUUAAACACAAGCCGACCUCACCAGGGCACCUUACUCUGCACAUCCCCAAGUUUAGGACAAAGCCCGGCAAGAGUGAGUCUCAAGACUCUCAUGGUGGGGAUAGCUCCCCAUCAGAUGGAAGCAUGUCUCCCACCAGCAGUCGACCUGUGCUACGGUUCGCAGGCUCCUGUCCGGGAUCACCUACGCAGGAGCGUGCCAGCAACAAGCUGAUGGCCAAACGCCACGAGUUGUCCUCCUCCUCUACCGGUUCAAUGUCUUCCGCUGCUUUGGACGUGAACGACAGUGAAUCUAGGACUCGAGGGUGCUCGUCCUUAAGGGCGUAUUCCUAUGCUCGACCGCCGCCACCAUCUUAUCGCAAGAGUGGACCCCCCAAGAGGCCCAACAGCCCAUCCAAUGAGCAAGACGGUCCGCAGGGGAACGCCACGUCUGGCUUCAUGUCAGAGACGAGUGAUGGUAGUAAGAAAGACGACGGACACGAUGAACAUGGUCUUCAGAAACCCACCUUUGCAUCACUUAGCGAGGAAACCAGGCUAAGACUGCUCAAGGUCAGCCUACAGCAGAAAGCAGCCGAGAAAAAGCGAAUGCUUGAAAGUCCCACAAGUCCGCAUCCCCCAACAUUCCCUGAUGUGAACGGAGAGCUAACGGUGCCUCAUCGCGAGCACGAGACGUCGGACAGCACUGAGCAUCUGAGCAGCGACAAUACCAGCAGAAGCAGUAGUACCCCUAGCAGCAAAAACGCAUCUAGGGAGUCUCUUCAGCACCAGCAGCAGAUGGAUGAAGCGCAAAGGGCUGUACCCUUUAAAACAGAGAGCGUUGCCACGUCGUCCCCAGCCACCUCACAGGAGAGUACGACCACGUCAAGUCAGACGGUGCUUACUAUACUACAUGGUGAAGGCGUCCCUGCGGCUCCCGCAGAGGCCACGCGUCGACCGGCAAGCUCUGAUAUACGAGCGCGCAGGAACACUGCUGAAGGGUUACGAAUCCGGCGCUCGUUGCAGUCUGAGAGUAGCGAUUCGUCUGGCGAUGAGGAAGGGGAGCUAAAGCUUAGUAUGUCCAAGACGUUCGACGAAAAAUUACGUAUCCUCCUGGAUUUGGAUUAUCAGUUCAAGGAUCAGAAGCGAAAGGAGGAGGAGACUGCGGCAGUUGCCGGCGCUAGGCGACCUUCAGACGAGCUUACGGAUGAUGCAAAAGGCAGUAACACCAGCCUGAACUCGUCUGCUUCUGAGCGCAAACCUUCCGUGGAGAGACCAGACGCGCAGCCCAGAAGGGCAUCCGUCGAGAGAUCGCUAUUUAUCAACAAGCCACCAGCCACGAAGUCAUCGCUACAGAUCAACACUAAAAGUAAGCAAGUACUGAGUGCGCAACCUAAAGCAGCUAGCAAGCGCCCCGUCUCCGCACGAGAUCCUCCCAAGGCUCAGCUAUCAAUGACUAAACCAGAGGUUUCUAGGAAAAGUGAAGGCUCGUUCCUAGAUGAGCGUCAGGCUUCAAAGAUCGGUCACGUUCACACGGCGACUCCGGUCGCGCUCAGGGAAUUCAAGAUCGAUGGCAAUUUGAGGAAAGAGCCAAAGAAAGCUGCAGUUGGGUCUACACCGCCAUCCCGCGCACCGGCUGCCAAGCCACCCCUGACUAGACACGACUCGCCCUUUGUGAAGAGUAUGACGGAGAGUGGGCACGGUAAAUCGCGUACGGAGACGAGCUCCAUCACGAUCAGUCCGCGACACCCUACCAACAGUCCGCGCGGGUAUGUGUCCGAGGCUGCUAGUCCUCGCAACUCCAGCACAGAAACAAGCCCGCGGAACUCGCGCACCGAGAUGAACAUCAACUUGUCCGGUGGGCAACUGAAGACCUCUUCCGAAGCACACAGUCGUAAAAUGCCUGGUGGGCAACCAAAAUAUGGAGUUCCAGGCAACAGGAGACCCGCUGCCAGCAAGUAUGCUGCAAUGGCCGCGCGAACGCACGUGCCACCCAAGGUUAUGGGCCGCGAUACGACCGCGAAGUCCCCGACAUAUCCACACCGGGACGCUCACAGGGACAUUCUACCGUCUCGAUCGACUUACGGCGGCUCGUACAAGGAGCCAGUGCGUCAGAAACACGUACAUAAAAUGGAGUCCAACGCAAAACACAUAGCGGAGCUGCUAGAAGAGAUGCACAGCGAGCGCUAUCUCAAGAUGUCGCGCCAGCGAUCCGAUAUCUCAGGACAAGCGCAGAAGGCGGCGGCUCAGCGGGCUGCCCAGGCGCGCAUGCGCAGGAGGUCUCUCGGAGACGAGAACCAGGAGAACAUCGCGCUUGCUGUGGCCGCUGCUGACAAAGAGAAACUCGCGCCGCCACCACCACAGGGUUCCCAGCGCGACCGUAGACAAGCGGACGAUACACCGCUCUCGAGCGAACACCGAGUUAACGUCAAAUCUAAAAGAUAAACACUGGUAUCCUAAAACCUUGCGUUUAAUUAUUUACCUUAGGCUAAGUUUUCGUCCUAUUGUGCAUGAGUCGAUUGCAAAUUAUAGAAAAAGAGGAAACAAUCAACUCAGCUCAUAGAUAAUAUGGUGAUGUUUAUUUCCGGUAUAAGCUCCGUACAUGCAGCGCCAGCAUUGAUUAGAAUUACAUGUACAGCCUCACUUGGAUGCCCACAAGAGAAUACAGCAAUGCCAGCGCUGUUUGCAUGCGGCUAGAAAGACGUUUGGUACACUUAAUGAAUAGGACAGAGUUCGCACACUGCGAACUACUUGUUCAACUCGUCUAUAAUCCUGUACUUGUUUCUUGGAUUCUGGUGCAUGGGUGUGACUCCUUUUGGAUAUCCAGAUCCCUGUCUCCAAGAGACACACUAAGAACUAAAUUUCUUGCGAUUUUUAAGCGCCUCCCAAAUGCCCCAUCUUUCAUGAGAUCAAUUCUGUAUUUUAUAAAAGUAAAGUAUUGUAGGUUGGGUUUUAUAUGAAUAUGUUUUUAUAUGUAUGACGGUUUUCCUUCAGGGGUAGGGCUAGUUUAGUGGGGGUAUAUUUUGAACUGAAAUGCAUUUCUAAGAGAACUGCCGCAUGUUUCAUUAAGAGCUCUAUUUUCACAGAAAUUGAUUAAUGCAUAAAAAUGCAUGUGGUACUACUUGCACUUUGGCAAAAGAAACUUGUAUUUUUAUAUUCUUCUAUAUAUCAAUAUUAUUGAAAAUAUAUAUCUUUUAUUUA